Molecule: messenger RNA, 2142 nt
Organism: Aspergillus ruber CBS 135680
Lineage: Eukaryota; Fungi; Ascomycota; Eurotiomycetes; Eurotiales; Aspergillaceae
Product: seryl-tRNA synthetase
Exons: 6
Coding region: 1-2142 (713 amino acids)
Biological process (GO): mitochondrial seryl-tRNA aminoacylation
Cellular component (GO): mitochondrion
Molecular function (GO): ATP binding; serine-tRNA ligase activity; tRNA binding
Source: RefSeq, a predicted model, not a curated record
AUGGCGUCUGCUACUGGAAUUCCACAGGAACAUCCUCGAACUAUCGAGGCCGAGGCCGAGCAGCCUUUGCUGGGCGGACCAGGUGCCGCGACACAGAGAGAGGAGAAUGCUAUGCCGUAUAAUGUUUUUACUGGCACGGCCGCGAUCGCGCAGGCUGGAAUAUGGGUGCUGACGAUCAUCGUCUGGUCGGGCGUCCUAUCCCAGCCACUGAUGCUCUUUACUGGUCAUCCGCUCCUUAACACCAUAGCUCUCCUCCUCCAAGUCCAAGGAACCCUCAUCCUCCAGCCAACGAGCACAGCACGCCAGAAGCUCAUCGGAGCCCGCUUCCACUACACCAUCCAAGGACUCAGCUUGCUCACCUUCAUCAUGGCUUUUCUCGUUAUCGAGAUCAACAAGGGCGACCAUGAGCGCUUUACAUCUCUCCAUGGCGUGCUGGGCUUGAUUACAUAUAUCAUUAUCAUUCUGCAGGCAUCUGUCGGUGUGGUGCAGUACUUCUUGCCGGUCCAGGUGCUGGGGAGUGUUGAUACGGGAAAGAAGAUCUAUAAGUAUCAUCGUGCGUCGGGGUAUGCGCUACUGAUCCUGGAGCUGGGGACUGUUACAGCGGCUACUCAGACGACGUUCAAUCUGAAUGCUUUGCAUAUUCCUUUGUGGGGGGUUGUGGCUACUUCGGUUUUGGUUGUUGCUGGCGUUGGCGCGAGGAAUGUGAUCCGACCAGCGACAGCACCAAAACCCACACCAGACAUCAAACACAUCCGCCAGAACGCAGAGAUUUAUUCGAAGAACUGUCUGGAUCGAAACUAUGCCUCUCAUUCCGAUUACCCACUCCAGAUUCGGCAAUUGUCCGAGGAGAGUCGACAACUCGAUCAUGAUCUUCAAGCUCCGCGGUCCCGCAUUAAGCAGCUAGAGAAGAUGAUUGCGAAGGUGGCUCGUGAGCAGCAGGAAAAUACGGGACAGGAGGAUUUAACAGCUCUGCGAUCUGAAGCGCAGCGAUUAAAAGAUGAAUCACACGCGCUGAACACCCGGAAAGCGGGCUGCGCGGAGGAAAUCCAGCGUCUCGCUCUCGCCCUCCCCAACCUCUCAUCCUCCGAAACUCCCGUCGGACAUGACCCUAAGUUAAUUGACUAUAUCAAUUUUGAUCCUCAAUCGCCCCCCAAAUGGGCUACCCGUGCAUCACCAGAUCCCUCCCGGUCCCACAUCGCUAUCGGCACCUCCCUGGGCCUGAUCGAUUUCACCAGCUCAGCCACCACGACUGGCUGGGGAUGGUAUUUCCUCACAAACGAAGGCGCGCUGCUCGAGCAUGCACUGGUCCAGUACUCAUUGGGCGUCGCGCGCCGUCACGGAUGGAAGAUUGUGUCCCCUCCUUCGCUUGUUUACUCGUACAUCGCAGAGGCAUGUGGCUUCCAGCCCCGCGACCAACACAAUGAGCAGCAGAUCUGGACUGUUGAGCAGAGCGAGAAGGAUAAAAACUCGAGGCCCCCGCGUUCACUGACUGGCACAGCCGAGAUCCCCCUCGCAGCCAUGUACGCCGGCCGCGACAUCGAGGCUUCCCAGCUCCCCCUCAAACUGGUAGGCUCCAGCCGGUGCUACCGCGCUGAAGCAGGAUCUCGGGGCGUCGACACAAAAGGUCUCUACCGAGUCCACGAAUUCACCAAGGUAGAAUUAUUCGGCUGGACCGACAACAACAACAACCCCACUCAACCCGAAACCGAACACCCCUCAACAAUCCUCUUCAACAACCUUCUUACCAUCCAAACUGAAAUCCUCACUUCCCUCAACCUUCCUUGCCGCAUCCUCGAAAUGCCAACUGGAGACCUCGGCGCCUCCGCUUUUCGAAAACGCGAUAUCGAAGCCCUCUUCCCCUCUCGCCUACGCAACACCUCCGAUCUCGAACCCGCCUGGGGCGAGGUCACCUCCGCGUCUAUCUGUACGGACUACCAGAGUAGACGACUGGGAACGCGGGUGCGCGGUGGGUCGGCGAAGGAGUCUAGAUUCCCCCAUACGGUUAAUGGGACAGCGAUGGCAAUUCCCAGGGUACUAGCGGCGAUUUUGGAAAACGGGUGGGAUGAGAAGAUGGGGGUUGUUGUUGUGCCAGAGGUUUUGAGGGGGUAUAUGAAUGGAUUGGAGGUUAUUGGGAGGCAAUGA